Molecule: messenger RNA, 754 nt
Organism: Coregonus clupeaformis (lake whitefish)
Lineage: Eukaryota; Metazoa; Chordata; Actinopteri; Salmoniformes; Salmonidae
Gene: mrpl58
Product: mitochondrial ribosomal protein L58
Exons: 6
Coding region: 74-661 (195 amino acids)
Biological process (GO): mitochondrial translational termination
Cellular component (GO): mitochondrial large ribosomal subunit
Molecular function (GO): translation release factor activity
Source: RefSeq, a predicted model, not a curated record
ACCUGUGCGCUGCAUUAUCAAGGUAUUUUCCCUUGGCAACCCAACGAGAAGAGAUGUAAAGGGUUAAUCCAACAUGGCGACCUCCGUAGUAAAAUGUUUUUUAUUCUCUCGAUGUUCAGGAAUCAUUCGGUCCGUUACUCUACAAGGGAAAUUGCCCCCUGUGUUUAUAAGAAACAGAAACCUCCUCAGCCAAUGUCUAAGUUUUAGUUAUGGUAACAGAGCGUCUGACAACCCACAGGAUGGACAUGUGAACAUUCCAGUCGACCGUCUCACAGUAUCCUACAGCCGAAGCAGUGGUCCAGGCGGUCAGCAUGUUAACAAAGUCAGCACCAAAGCAGAGGUCCGCUUCCACGUAUAUACAGCAGAUUGGAUCCCAGAAGACGUUCGACAAAAGAUCAUCUUAAAUAAUAAAAACCGUAUCAACAAGGCAGGGGAGUUGCUGGUGACGUCAGAGCAGAGCAGGAGCCAGCAGAGAAACAUGGGGGACUGCAUCCAGAAGAUCUCUGACAUCAUAGCCAAGGCCACUGAGACGCCCCACGAGCCUUCAGCAGAGGACAUAGCCCUUAGAGCAUCCAGGUUAGAGAAGAGGAAUAAGGAGAGACUGAAACAGAAGAAGCUCCAUUCAGCAGUCAAGCAGACAAGACGAGUGUAUUUCGACUGAGGGCCGGACACAGUAACAUACGAGGAAACAUUAAUUCGUUGUCUAUUUUCUCGCUUAACCAAUAAAUUGAACAUUUUAUUUGUUUUGAAAGUA